Molecule: messenger RNA, 6130 nt
Organism: Sycon ciliatum
Lineage: Eukaryota; Metazoa; Porifera; Calcarea; Leucosolenida; Sycettidae
Product: CLIP-associating protein 1-like
Exons: 38
Coding region: 27-4697 (1556 amino acids)
Biological process (GO): microtubule cytoskeleton organization
Cellular component (GO): cytoplasmic microtubule
Molecular function (GO): microtubule binding
Source: RefSeq, a predicted model, not a curated record
CUGGUCCUUGUGACUGGUGACUGUGCAUGUGCGACUUUGUGCAUGACCAACACUGCACUGGCAACAGGGAAGAAAUUGUUCCAGCCCUUUUUUAUUUUCAGCUUGUUGCUUUGACGGAGGGCAUUGAGCUAAAACUGCUAGUCAUCGACUUCACUAUGGCUGAUGCAGAUGAAGAAAGUCCGACCACACGGCUUUUAGCAGAAGUUCUUCAGAAAGAAACACAGCGGCGGCUUCAAGCAGCUGUAGAGCUGUUUAGUUUUUUCGAGAAUGAAGCUAACUCUGUAUUUGAUUUUGAAGAUGUUGAUAAGUUAGUGGAGGGCCUGGCAGGCUGGACGAACAGUGGAAAUCCCAAGAUCUGUACAAAUGGAAUUGAGUUGAUGCUUAUUGUUAUCAACUUGCUCGGGGAGAGAUUUCGUCCGUACAUUGGUGCAGUUCUACCCAUAUUGCGGGAACGGCUCGGUGACCAGAGGCAACAAGUUCGCUCAGCGUGCACCUCUCUCCUGCUGGACAUGAUGGCAGCGGUGAAAUCACCCCAGGGCGUACUUGAUCAGCUCCUGCCAUCAACAUUAGGGCAUAAGGCAUGGCAUGUGCGGGAACAAGGACUUCUACUGGUUGCCAGAGCGCUUGACCAAUUUGGCAGCCAGGAAUUACUUGUGGGCCGCUACAUGGCGUCCAUAUGCAAGCUGACUGAGGAUGCUAAUUUCCAGGUGAGAGAGCAAGCCAACUCCACGCUUGUUACAAUAUACUGUCAUGUCGGUGAGCGUAUUCGAAACGACUUGGAAAAGAAGGGAGUGCCUGCUGCUCGGCUGGGCAGCUUGCUGUCUCGUUUCGACGAAGCACGCGCUGCUGGCAAGGUGCGUGUGCCGGAGUCAUCAGCUGCUGUUUCUGCACCCAAGGAUAUGUUAGGCGUAUCUGACUUAGCAAAGCAACCAGGUCCGACUACUAAUGGUUCCGGUAAGGCAGCGGAGGAAAGCAGCAAAGGUUCCCAUCGCUAUUCUCUGCCUGGCCCACCAAGCAGGCUGGCUCCUGGCAAUACCACCGAUGGAGCCGUCGCAUCCAAAGCCAAAACUCGACACUCGAUUGGUGUACCGCCGUCUCGUGGCACGGUCUCCAGCAGGUCGUCGUCAGCUGCUGGUGCUGUCGGUGAGGAGGAUUUCCGCCGUAGCUUUGAAGAUUGUCCGUCGCUGGGUCCCCUGUCAGCACGUGCUUUCGAGGAGGAGAUAGUGAAAGUUGAGGAGACCUUGUUGAAUACUGACCUGAACUGGGAACUGAGAGCAACGGCGUGUAAACGGCUGCGCUCACUCCUGCGCGCUGAUGUGAAUGGCUUUACAAGCCACUUGUCGGCACUAGAGGAACCGAUGCGUGUUUCGAUCAAAGAUCUUCGCUCCAGUAUGAUGAGAGAAGCCUGCAUUACUGUGAGCCUGAUGGCUCAGGACCUAGCACCGAAGAUGGAGCACUUCUGUGAGGCGGUUUUUCCAACGCUAUUCAACCUGCUUCCCAACAGUGCAAAGGUUAUGGCGUCUUCCGCUUACACUUGUGUUACGUUCAUCAUACGAUGCGUCCACUCCAGCCGCUUUAUUCCUCUUUUCGCCGGGCAACAGUCAGCCAAGUCUCCUCUCACUCGCCGGCGUAUCUUUGAGUACAUCGACUCCAUGCUGCAUUCCUGGCCAGCCAGCAUCCUUGAGAAGCACUUAGCUGUCCUUGAGGAAGCAGUGAGGAAAGGCAUAUACGAUGCUGACUCUGCCACACGAACAACAGCUCGGAGUGCUUUCUGGGGUCUGAUGGAUCACUUUCCUGCCCAAGGCGAAAAGCUGCGCGCUGCCUUGGACUCUGCGAAGCAGCGUAUGCUUGAUGAUCACAGAGCCAUCAUGAACGGAGAAGCACCAACGCGAUCAACCGGACUUCAGAAGCCGCGCAGUCGUCUCAGUAACCACCUGAAUCGCCGCUUCACCAGCGAGCCAGACCUUUCGCCGAUGACAGAUCGUAAAUCAGGAACAAUGUCUGCACUUACUGACCCCCGCCCAAACUCUGACCUAGGGCCAUCGGGCUCCCAGUCGUCAUGGAGCAUAGCCGGCACUGGACCCGUAACAACAGCCGGAGAAACAACGUCCAACUCGUCCGUCUCAAUAAGUAGUGGCCGUCGCUCACUCGCACACACUGUUCCAGCCACCGGCCAGUCGGCGUCGGCUAUCCGCUCACAUGUGCGCCGGGCUAGUGGUGGCGGUGGUGGUGGUGGAGGCAGCAGUGGUAUUGGUGGUAUUGGUGUGCCGACGUACGGUGGCCAGAAACCUACCGGUGGCUCUUCCACUGCCUCACAGAGCUCGAAGGUGUCACGUGCAAGCACCGCCGCUCCAGCUGUCGCGCAUGGCAAUUCACGAGAUCCACCCAGUAGCUCUAGCGGUCCUGAUGAGCUUCAACCACUGGAAGAUUUGAUAAAGAGUUUCGACAGCAGCAGUCUACCACUAGUUGUACCGGAUGGCAGUCGCCGCCGUCGUGGGGAACAGGAUGAUGACGUUGCUAGCCAGGGCUCCGUUGCAUCGCGUGGCAGUCGAGGAAGCCGGGGCAGCAGGGACUCCACGUCAUCGACUGGCCUAUCUCAAAGUGGUGGCGCCUCUCGGUUCCACAUCACCCAGGAUAUACCGGAGAUGCAAAGGCUCUGUAGUAGCGGAUUGUGGCAAGAACGCCGUGAUGGUUUGGCUAGUCUGCAAGAGCUCUUGAAAACAGAACGUGUCCUAUCUAAAUAUGAAAUUACAAAGUUCACUGAGUUGUUCUACCGGAUGUUUCGAGACCCGCAUCACAUCAUUGUCAGCUUGUUCUUGGAAGUGCUGAAGGCGUUUGUAAAUCGCUAUCACGCAGAGCUCGUGGCCUGGCUGCCAACGCUGUUGCAGCGCUGCUUCCACAAAAGCAGUGGUGAACUGCGCUCGUCCAUCAGCCUACGCCUUCACGCGCUGCUGUCUGAUGUGAAAGAGAAGUUUGACACUCAGCUGCAGAUGCAGACCGUGUUUCAGCUUCUGGAAGACCAGUCGAGUGCUGUGACAGCUGGGUACAAGUUGUCACUCUUCCUCUACCUGGAGCAGCUGGUACCGACCAUGGACCCUGGUGAUUUCGUCAGCUCACCUGAAUCCAUGCAAGGCUUGUCGACCACCAUAGCUCGCUCCCUGGAUGCAAACAACGCGGACGUGCGGCGCAGUGCUACGCGCGUCACGGCCGCCCUGUUUGAGCUGAACACGGCCACGUUCACCACUAUGCUGUCGAGCUUGCCACGCAACUAUCAGGACCAUGCCAGAAAGGUGAUGCAGAGUCACAUGCAAGGAACGCUGUCGGCGUCGCCCAGUCAAUCGCCUGCAACCCUGCGAUCACAUACAAGUGGUUCUAGUCUCCUUGGCAGCUCUGCUGGCAGUGGUAGCAGCAACCUUUCUCAGAUGAAAUCGCUUUCCAGCACGUCCUCGCCAGACCUGCGCGAGCUGCGGCGUUCAUCGGCCUUGUCGCCCUCGCCUUCUGCCUCUUGGAAAGCAUCACACUCAAAGAGUUCAACCAGCCCUGGGCUGAUUAGGCAUUCAAUUCCAUCAGCAACGACAGUCAGCACAAAGACUUCUCCAACUGUAGUAAAGUCGUCGUAUCAGCCAAGAUUAGCCCAGGCAGCAGUGACCACCACGACUACUACAGGAGCCGUUACAACAGCAGCACAACAGACUGAUGCUAUUCGGAGAACUUCUUCCACCCCAUUGUCAAGCGCUGGCAGCAGCAGCAGUAUUCGUACACCAUCUGCAAGCACGCCUGAUAAUGCAACUGGGGACUCUGCGGGAACGAACGACAAACCUUACAACCCCACUCUUUACCAGAGUCCAGCUGAGCAGCAGAGUGUGUCCGCGGACGCGCCUGCACGACGCUCAUCUCUACCUAGCCCGUCAGCAUCCACAUCAUGUGGUGAUAAGACAGUACCAGACUUGUUUGACAUGGCGUGUGACUUUAAUCGUUCCAGCAGCGAGCGUGUGAAGGCCCUGUCGUCACUACGCUACUUGGACUGGCAGACCGCACCACUGAGUGCAGUGCUUAUGCCAUUCCGGGCGGAUGUCAAUGCUCGACUUUCCAGUCUUCUUCAGGAUUCCGACAGAGAGGUCCAGUACGCAGCCCUUCAGGUUUUCGAGCAGCUGUUUUCAUCCUCGAAGGGGUCGCCCAGUGUUCCUCCGGAGGCGUCUAGCAUUCCGGCCGAGCCCUGGUUUGUCACGCAAGCGGAUAUCUUGACCUGCUUCGACAGCGUCGUGGAGUGCCUUUGCUCUGACGACAAGAGGCUUCGUCAUGAGCUUGUUGUGAUAGUACCAAUACUAGGUAGUCAACUGCCUGCCGUGGAGCUCUAUCAGGUGGUUCUGCCGCGUACGAAUGGUAUACAGUACCCGCAAGUGGAAUGCUACCUGCGGCUCUUGGCAAAGAUUUUUGGCCGAGUAGCGGCAGAGCUGCUGCUUCCUGACUUGGAAGUCCUUGUGCCGCGUAUCUUACAGUGCUUCAACCACACAGAGAGCUCAGUGCGGCAUGCAGCCCUCAACUGCCUUGUCGAACUGCAAUUAGCCGUUGGCAAAGACUCGCUGUCACCUCACCUAGCCAAUCUGACAACAGCACAGGCCAAGCUUGUUGAGCUCUAUGUCCGACGUACCAGUGCUCAGAAAAAGGACGUUGACCCCACUGUCUCUCUAACUUGAGUUUGUAAACACACAUACACCGAGGCCACUCGCUCCUAUUUAACCAUUUCACAUCACACUGAAUGUAGAUUUAUUUUUCACUUGGGGCAGCAGCCGCUGUCAGUCGGUAGUACUUGAUGCUCCCAUUUAGUUUUCUUACGAAUUUCCUACUCUGGGAAGCUUAGCAAUAGAUAUACAUCUAGAGGGACACAUCGGGAAUUCCAUUCCUUUUUUUUUUUUAUAAUGCCCAAUUUCGUUGGAGGAAACAUCUGCAGCCGCUCUACUUUUCAGCCCCCAAACUGUUGUAUUCUGCUGUACGAAAGGGAAUCAGCCGUUUCACUCCACUCUGCACUUUCAGCAUGUUCCUGCCUCAGCAGCGGUUGUAUGUCCUGCACUUUCAGCUUGGUCCUGCCUCAGCAGCGGUUGUAUGUCCUGCACUUUCAGCUUGGUCCUGCCUCAGCAGCGGUUGUAUGUCCUGCACUUUCAGCUUGGUCCUGCCUCAGCAGCGGUUAUGUGUGCCUCUAUGCAUCUAGGUUUCUUAUUUUCCGAUAGGACCCCGCUCAAAGGGGGAUGUAUUUACUUUUUUUAAAACUUUAGUCACCUGUGAUAGUCGGGUAAUUGUAGUGGUAUUUUUGACUAUUUUCUCUGGUCUGGCAUCAAAGCAGCUUGCUGUGCGUAGCCUUAACGUUAGUCUCUACUGACCGUGACAUUGUUGCAGUUGCCUGGCUGAAUUAUUCGUGCUGUGAUUGGGCGCAAUGGCACAUGUACUACUGCCGCAUGGGUGGCACUUUCCCGUCUACGCCACUCACUUCACUCUGCACGUAAUUUAUGGUAAAGAUAGAGAUUUUUAAUUUCCCCUCGAAUCAGAACGCCUCCAACUGCGUGCCGUAAUGUACAAUGUCGAAUUUGCUGCAGGUAUCUAGUGUUCAACGCUUUCGCUCGGCUGUCACUGACCCUUCUGCUUUCCAUGUUCCUGCCUUGUCACAUGCGUGCAAUAAUUUGUUUGGAGUAAUGGAUGUGUUUCAUCAUUGCUGUGGUUGUCCUCUGCAGCUUCUGCAUAACGUUACUCCUUUAGAACCAGAGUGAAUGUCCUUGUUUCCACGAUGUCCUCUCUCUCUCUCUCUCUCUCUCUCUCUCUCUCUCUCUCUCUCUCUCUCUCUCUCUCUCUCUCUCUCUCUCUCUCUCUCUCUCUCUCUCUCUCUCUCUCUCUCUCUCUCUCUCUCUCUCUCUCUCUCUCUCUCGUUCUCUCUCUCUCUCUCGUUCUCUCUCUCUCUCUCUCUCUCUCUCUCUCUCUCUCUCUCUCUCUCUCUCUCUCUCUCUCUCUCUCUCUCUCUCUCUCUCUCUCGCCUGUGUGCAUUUGUGCCUGAUAAAUGCUCUUGCUAGUUGUGGUGCGAUGGUGAUGCCGGAAAUCACCGAAGCAAUACUAUAUGUACAACCUGCAGGUUGAUCAGUUA